Molecule: messenger RNA, 1328 nt
Organism: Diabrotica balteata
Lineage: Eukaryota; Metazoa; Arthropoda; Insecta; Coleoptera; Chrysomelidae
Source: the annotation of a GenBank genome assembly
GUCGUAUUUAUAAUGUGUUAUAUUUUGACAUAUUUCUAUACUUUUAAAAAAUAUACUAAUUAAAAUGACGUUAUUAUAAAAAUGUCACGAAAAAGUCACCACUAAAAAUUAUUUUUUUUAACUGAAAACUUUUUAUACAUUGUAACGCAAUGACCACUUCCUGGAAUUACCCUGACCCUGCUCUUCAAAAUGAACUCAGAAAGAUAGCAGAUGCCAUAGUGACACCAGGCAAAGGAAUAUUAGCAGCAGAUGAAUCUGUAUCAACUAUGGGUAAGCGCUUGAAAGAUAUAAAUACAGAAAAUACUGAAGAAAACAGACGUAAAUACAGGCAGUUACUAUUCACAACUUGUCCAGUUAUAGGUAACUUUAUUUCCGGUGUAAUUCUAUUUCAUGAGACUGUAUACCAAAAAACUGACGACGGAACUCCAUUUGUGGAAUGCUUAAAGAAAAGAGGUAUUAUUCCUGGAAUAAAGGUAGAUACUGGAGUCGUUCCUCUUUUUGGAAGUAAUGAAGAAUGUACUACACAAGGUCUUGAUGAUCUGGGUAAACGCUGCAUGCAAUAUAAGAAAGAUGGCUGUCAUUUUGCUAAAUGGCGUUGCGUGUUAAAAAUUGGUAAAAGUACGCCUUCCAUUCAGUCAUUAAUAGAAAAUGCAAACGUUUUAGCUCGAUAUGCAUCUGUUUGUCAAGCUAAUAGAAUAGUACCGAUAGUGGAGCCUGAAAUAUUGCCAGAUGGAGACCAUAGUAUUCUAAUCUGUCAAAAAACAACAGAAACAGUGUUAGCUUAUGUCUAUAAAGCAUUAUAUGAUCACAAUGUUUAUUUAGAAGGAACUUUACUUAAACCAAAUAUGGUCACUUCUGGACAAUCUUGUCCCAAAAAGGCUAGUGCACAAGAAAUAGCUGAAGCUACAGUAACUGCUUUCCAACGGAGAGUCCCUUGUGCUGUACCCGGCGUUACGUUUCUAUCUGGUGGACAAUCUGAGGAAGAAGCAACUAUUAACCUGAAUGCUAUGAAUCAAUAUCCUGGUAAGAGACCAUGGGCAUUAACGUUUAGUUAUGGUCGAGCUUUACAAGCCUCUGUUUUAAGAGCUUGGGGUGGAAAAGAUGAGAAUAUCAAAGCUGGUCAGGAUGAGCUGCUUAAAAGAGCUAAAGCCAAUAGCGAUGCUGCCCAAGGAAUGUAUGUACCUGGUAGUGUUGAAGGUAAAGCUGGUGCUGCCGAUUUAUUUGUUAAAGGUCAUAUUUACUAAAUUAUUAUGUAUAUUAUAAAAAACAAUGUAAAUUCUUGGCGAAAUAAAUACCUUACCAUGUUUUUUUUUAAUAAAUUAUUUAUU